AUGAAAAGCAAACUAGUUUGUUAUUUAUUGUGUUCAUUGGUGACGGUAUUUGCUGUUGAAGAAUUCAUACCAUCGAGUGAAUGGCAGGUUGUUAAAGACGGCCAACAUAUCCCACCGGGUUUAGAAAUACGAUUGGACCUUGAAAAUAUGCAAAGAGAAGCCAGAAUACCAUUAGAAGGUGAAAAACAGCUAUCGAAUAUCAAAAACCAUGAAAUAGUGGUCGUUCAACCUGAUUCCGAUAUUACACGUGCAAUUGACGCAUUAACCCAUGGAGACUACAGUUCCAUUGACUAUUUAGUUGACGAGUCUUCUGAUAUUGAACAUGGUGUCAUUAUAGCCAAGAAUGCUAAUAAAUUGUUACCAUUGCUUGAAAUCAAACAGCUUAGUCACGAUAUUUACAAGAUAAUUGCGGCCUCUUUAAGAAACAAUGUUGAUGCGCAGCAUGAAUUCGGUAAUAUUGUACAUAUCCAGAAGUUCAUGGACGGCUUACUCGAUUUACAGGAUGUGAGAAAGGAGAAUACCAAGAUUAAGUUGAGUGUGUUGGGUGCGCUCGUUGGGAAUGGUACCUUUCAAUUAAACAACGAGUUGAAGACAAAGCUCUUGGUGCUAUACGUGCAAGCCAACGAAGAGGCUUUGAGGCACAAAAUUAUAAACAUACUAAAUGAUGGGGAAGGUGACGUCAAGAGGAGAUUCUGCGAAGUUGCGGAAGAAGCUCUUCCAACUGCUACAUUAAAUAAGAAUACAUGGUCUGUCCUCCGAGAGUUAGCUAGGCUUAAGCAGGAAGAGCGGAAGCUUUUCAAAGCUGGUUCUAAAUUCUUGGACUGGCUAGACGUAAACAUCAAUCUAUUGCGAUCUGAGGCUGACACGGUACCUUUGCGGGAGUUGAUAAGAUACCGGCACGAGGUGUUUGGCAACCGUUUCGGUUCUAGACGGGACGACUUGGACGAGUUGUAA
Molecule: messenger RNA, 954 nt
Organism: Pichia kudriavzevii
Lineage: Eukaryota; Fungi; Ascomycota; Pichiomycetes; Pichiales; Pichiaceae
Exons: 1
Coding region: 1-954 (317 amino acids)
Cellular component (GO): endoplasmic reticulum
Molecular function (GO): adenyl-nucleotide exchange factor activity
Source: RefSeq, a predicted model, not a curated record